Messenger RNA from Anneissia japonica, 2249 nucleotides. RefSeq names its product adenosine deaminase-like protein. Bases 152 to 1234 code for a protein of 360 amino acids. The record is from RefSeq and is a predicted model, not a curated record. Gene Ontology annotation, biological process: inosine biosynthetic process; adenosine catabolic process. The transcript is spliced from 9 exons. Gene Ontology annotation, molecular function: adenosine deaminase activity. Lineage: Eukaryota; Metazoa; Echinodermata; Crinoidea; Comatulida; Comatulidae.
CUAGAAUAGAGAGGCUAGGCUGGAGUAUUAUUAUGGCCUACAUAACUGGGAGAGCUGGGGCCUGUGUGUACAGACACAGUCCUCGCUCAGCCUAGCGGCCUAGGCUUUCCAGGGAGAAACAAUUACAUCCUAUUUUCUCUAUGCAUCAACAAUGAAUAUGACUUGCCUGGUUAACACUGUGUGCAUGUGUGUCUGGAAAUUUUCAAUUGAGGAGCUGCAUGCUCAUGUAAAUGGCUCAAUAAGUGCUGAGACGAUGGAAAAAAUUAUUCAUAACAAAGAUCUUGUCGGAGUGGACAUGCUAAAGUUAAACAAGUGGAUUCAUUCAGUAAAGAAGGGGGAGAAGAAAAACUUGGAUGAGACUUUUGAGAUGUUUAAAAUAAUGCACCAACUUGUGACAGACACUGAUACUGUUUCCAUGGUAACAUAUGAUGUAAUCAAAGAGUUUGCCAAUGAUAAUGUGCGUUACUUAGAGUUGCGGAGUACCCCGAGGGAUGUGCCAAGUACAGGAAUGACAAAACAAUCGUAUGUAGAGGCUGUCUUGCAGGCAAUUGAGAAAUGUAUGCAAGAAAAUGUAAAAAUCAUCGUAAGGUUUCUUUUGUCAGUUGACAGAAGUAGAGGUGUGAAUGUUGCCAUGGAAACUGUACAAUUAGCCAAACAAUUCAAGGAAUCGAGCAAAGGGAUCGUAAUUGGUGUUGACUUGAGCGGUAAUCCAAAUGUUGGUGAUAUGAAUGAUUUUGUUCCUGUUUUAAAAGAAGCUAAAAACGCAGGGCUUAAACUUGCUCUUCACAUUGCUGAGAGAACAAACCAUGUAGAAGAAAGUGCUUUGUUAUUAUCCAUCCCACCAGAUCGGAUUGGUCAUGGAACCUUCCUUCAUCCAGAAGUAGGUGGAAGACAAGACUUGGUAGACAUGACACAAAAGUACAAUAUUCCUAUAGAAACAUGUUUGACUUCCAAUGUUCUAGGUCGAACUGUUCCCUCUUUUGACAAACAUCACUUUAAGUAUUGGUACGACAAAAAACAUCCCUGCAUAGUUUGUACUGAUGACAAGGGAUUGAUGUUAACCUCUUCAUCUGCAGAAUACAUUAUCGUGUCGAACACCUUUCAUUUCACUAAACAGCAGCUGUAUGACAUAUCAUUUAAUAGUAUAGACUGUAUAUUUGAAAAUGACAAGAUAAAGGAUGAGUUAAGAAGUCAAUGGGAGACUUCAAAAAACUUUUUGGAUCUCCAAAAAUGAUGUCUGUGCAUAAUAUCUAUAAAGUAAUAUCCACUUCCCCCCUAAAUUUUUCAAAAUUAAAAAAAAAAAAUAAAUAAAUAUUUUCAAAUUUAUGUCUGAAAGUGCCAUUUCUGCCUAUCUAGAGGGUGCCAUAAUCAUACAUUUUCUUAUCUCAGCCCCAACAAUGGUGGGACUGAGGUGGUCUAGACCCUCUAUCUGUGAAAGUUGCUCCCUGGGCUCCCUUUAUUUUAAAUUCCUGGAUCUGCCACUGCAAAAUUCAUAAAUGGAAACAGAGAGAUUAAACCAGAGAUUGAUGACAAAUUACCAUUGUUGUUGCUGGUUUUCAAGUGAAUUGGUAAAAAAUUACUUUAAAAUGACAGAAUACAUUAUGUUCGGCAACUAUUGUUUGUACAGUAUUAAAAAUUCAGUUUUUUAUCCUGGCCGUAGAUGCUUGUUUCGAGAUAGCAUGCCUCAACUAUACAGGGUACUAGCAUGCACAAGACUGUCACAACUAGAGGCGUAUUUAGGAUCUUGAAAUGGGGGGGGGGGAAAACGGGGCUUAAUAAUUACAGUAGGUGAGGCGAAAUAUUUUUAAUUACUUGAGCAUGAUUUUUUUUUAAGGAGGGGUUGCAAGUAUUUUUAGAGGGUUGUGUGCACCCCCUGGAUAUGCCACUUUUCACAACAUUGAUAAUUGUAGGCAGCGGCCACAUGCAACCUGGACAGCAUAGCUGCUAGAGUCCCGAUGACUAGUAUCUGGGGCCCUAAAGCAAUUGCAGCUUGGGUAUUUAAGUGCCUAAUUUCCUAUACUGUAUUAUCUGUAGAAAAGAUAGAAACAUUUUAAGUAAUAUGCAGUUUAUUUUUUGGUCCCAGAGUACUGGCUCGAUGCCAGUGGCCACAUUUACUGCCAAUUUUUUGUUUGGAAAUACUGUACUCGUUUAUGGAAUUGCUGAUUUUUAAUUGCAUUACCAGUAAAUAAUAAUCAUACUGUAUAUUUACAGUUACUGUUGUUGGUUGGCAGGGUCAUGGUAUUGUAUAC